UUUUGUUGCUAGGUUACGGACCAAGCCGAGGAGGAUAGCAGAAACGUCAGGAAAGCGUCAGGGACUCAGUUGUUUGGUUGUUUUGAUGUUUUUAUGCAGUAAGUUUGCAUCAGAUCAGCAUGAAGUUUUGUGCGCUUUUAGCGUGCAAGAAUAGAGAUGUCAAAAACAAGAAGACUUCGGGGAUUAAACAUCACGUGUUCCCUUCUGAGGAUGCUAUUAGAGGACAGUGGAUAUCAUUCGUGAAUAAGUUUAACCGCACCUUGGACUGGACUACAAAAGCUAACAAGGGUGCAUACCUUUCUGAGGACCACUUCGAGAAGGACUUGUACUCUCAAAGUGGAUGCCUUGUCCACCAUGCUGUUCCUACUAAGGAUCCCAAUUUACUGCAGAAAAGGCCUUUGCGGUAAAACUGAUACCAUCUCUGCACCACGCUCACUUACUAAACAGACUGAACAAUUUUGACAAAGUUUGGCCACCUCAAGGUGAUGAGGAAAUUGAUCUUGACGUCCAUCCUCAAAAUGAAAUGUCAAAUGCUGAACAUGUUGAAGAUAAAAUCAUAAUUGACAUGCCCAUGUCACCACAGGAAGACUUGGAGCGAACGCUCAGUGCACAUUCUCUGUCUGAUCCAUC
This is a messenger RNA of Thrips palmi, 630 nucleotides long. RefSeq names its product THAP domain-containing protein 6-like. The transcript is spliced from 3 exons. Bases 120 to 407 code for a protein of 95 amino acids. The record is from RefSeq and is a predicted model, not a curated record. Lineage: Eukaryota; Metazoa; Arthropoda; Insecta; Thysanoptera; Thripidae.